GACCACGUUUUAGAUUGACCGAACCGAACCCCAGAAUCGAAAUGGCUUCCAAGCUGUUCUCCAAAGCUAGUCAUUUACAGUCAAAGGCAAGGUUGGAGGACAGCGUCGUUUGCGCACUAUGCACUUCCUUCAGAGAGGGACGAAACUGGGACGCCGUAACCCGCGAGUUUGGUGCCCUCGAGUUAAACGACUCGUCGGUGGAACAGGUCCUGCUGCACCUGAAUUCCCCCACCGACGCAAAGGCCGCAUUGGGCUUCUUCCAUUGGGCCGCGAAGCGCCACAACGGCUUCCAACACGCGACUCGCUCUUACUGCAUCGCCAUCCACCUCCUAUUGGGAGCCAGGUUAGUCACCGACGCACGUGCACUCCUCCAAUCACUCGCCCAAAGAAACACCGACACACGCACGGUUCGUGCGGUCGUCGAUUCCCUUCUCGACACGUGUCACCUUUCCACCUCUCGCUCUCUCGCGGUCAACCUUUUCAUCCAAGCCUACGCCAAGGCCAAGUUAACGGACCUCGCUUUCGACGCUUGCCGUUACGUCGAGGAUCGCGGGUUCUCCGUCAGCGUCGUUAGUUUCAACGCCUUGCUUCACGCGGUUCAGAGAUCUCACGAGUGUGGUCUCGUUUGGGAUGUUUACGAGUUCAUGAUUCGGCGAAGGGCUUACCCUAAUGUGACGAGUCUGAGGAUCAUGGUGGAUGCUCUGUGCAAGGAAGGGGAAUUGCAGAAGAGUGUUGACACCUUGGAUCGGAUCAUGCGGAAGAGGACCUUUCGUUCUCCUUCUAUGAUUGUUAACUGCGGUUUGAUGUUGAGGAUCAUGGAGAGGGGACACGUGGCGGAAUCGGAGCGCGACGUGGUGGUUUUGUUGAAGAGACUGUUGCAGAAGAAUCUGCUUCACGAGACCGUCGUGUAUUCGUUGAUUGUGCACGCCAAGGUUGUGUUUGGGGAUUUGGAUUCCGCGCGGGGGUUAUUUAUGGAGAUGGUGAGAAGAGGCUUCGAGGGGAAUGCUUUUGUUUAUAAUUCGUUUAUUGGAGCGUUUUGCAGAGAUGGGAGGAUUGAGGAGGCGGUUGGUUUGAUGCGUGAAAUGGAAGGAAAGGGGUUGGAGCCUUAUGGUGAGACGUUUGAACACAUUCUCGUUGGUUGUGCCGCGGAUUCGGAGCGGUUGGAGGAGUGUUUGCGUGCUUUUGAGGAAAUGGUGAAGGUUGGGUUUGUGCCUGGUUGUUUGGUGUUUAAUGAGGUGGUGGAGAGGCUGUGUGAGAGGGGUUAUGUGGAGAAGGCAAAUGAAAUGUUGACUGUUUUGUUGGAUAGAGGGUUUUUGCCUAAUGAUGUUACUUACUGUCGUUUGAUGCAGGGUUAUGCUGAGAAGGAGGAGGUUCAGGAAGUUCUCAAGCUGUAUUAUGAAAUGGAGUACAGAUCUGUGAGUCCUGGAUUGUUGGUUUUCGUGGCGAUUAUUCGGUGUUUGUGCCGCUGUGGGAAGGUUGAAGAUGCAGAGAGGUAUUUGAGGAUUAUGAAAGGGCGUUCGGUGAGCCCAGAUGUGACUGUGUAUGAGGCAUUGAUUGAUGGAUACGCGAAGAAGGGGGAUAGUGGUAAGGCUAUUUGCCUGCGAGAGGAGAUGGCUUCUUUGGUGUUGUGAUGUGGUGUUGUUAUUGUACAGAAAAGAGGUGAAAGGAAGGUAGUGCUUCUUGUUUCGAGAAAUGGUGCUUCCAGCAAUGUAUAAUGUCAAAAUGGUGAUAUGGAUGUGUUAUUUAUGCUGCAUCAAGAGCAAUGUAUGUUGGAAACUUGUUGUGAAGUGUGGAAUGGGCUGAUAUGGUUAAAUUAGAUGUCAUAUAAAGGAGGGAGGCUUGCAGGCUUUGGACAUGGUGAGUAUAUAACAGAAGAAGCAACAUGAAAUAUUGAAAUGUAAGAUUUUGUUGCUUUGUGUAGUAUGUGCAAAUUGGAAUACAUAGAACUGCCAACAAGCAUUUCAAAGAUAGUCAUACCUUUGGAAGUGGUAGUGACAUGAACUUGUCAGAUACACAAUUUGGCAAAAUUUUAACAACUGGAUUUCAUUGAAAUAUUUUUCUCAUUCCCAGUAUUUUCAUUAAUUUACUGAUGCCAUUUGGCUUUUGAAGUAAGUUGUUAUUUGGAGGUGGUUGUGGCUUUAGUAUUGAUGAUAUUGCGACAACCUGCAAUUUUUACGAUAUCACAUUAUUGUUGUCCUCCAGAUGUAUAUAGAUUUCAUACAAUGUGGAAUGGGCUGAUAUGUAUAAAUUACA
Molecule: messenger RNA, 2253 nt
Organism: Cajanus cajan (pigeon pea)
Lineage: Eukaryota; Viridiplantae; Streptophyta; Magnoliopsida; Fabales; Fabaceae
Source: RefSeq, a predicted model, not a curated record